UCCCCAUAGUUUAAAGUAACAUUUAUAGUUCCCAAAACGAUGACAGAUUCUACAGGUACUCGAUGGACCUCGAGCCCAUCAGAAUCAAGGAAAUUACCGGAAUUAACUCGAACGAUGUCGAGGACCGAAGCUGUUAGGCAAGACGUCAGGAGGUUGAAGAGCGUCACGUUGGAUAGAAUGGGGAAGAUGUUUAAGACGCGUAUGUCUGCUGUGGGAAGAUCUUCUUUAGGCUUGGACACCAAUGCGACGAGCGUCAAUGAUUAUGAUGAAAAAGCAUCAAAGAAAGAAAAGACAAACUCUUUGGGAAGGAUGCUUAAGCUCGUCGACAAAGAUGGUUCGCCCAGGAAACUUUUUGUUCAAUUGCCAUCAGAAGUGCCAUUAAAUUCGAAAACAACUAACAUUAUGUAG
Messenger RNA from Pogonomyrmex barbatus (red harvester ant), 408 nucleotides. RefSeq lists its product as uncharacterized. The record is from RefSeq and is a predicted model, not a curated record. Lineage: Eukaryota; Metazoa; Arthropoda; Insecta; Hymenoptera; Formicidae.